Messenger RNA from Ceratitis capitata (Mediterranean fruit fly), 2441 nucleotides. RefSeq names its product solute carrier family 2, facilitated glucose transporter member 1 (gene sut2). The record is from RefSeq and is a predicted model, not a curated record. Gene Ontology annotation, cellular component: membrane. NCBI's taxonomy places the organism in Eukaryota, Metazoa, Arthropoda, Insecta, Diptera, Tephritidae. Gene Ontology annotation, biological process: monosaccharide transmembrane transport. The coding region runs from base 595 to 2067 and encodes 490 amino acids. Gene Ontology annotation, molecular function: hexose transmembrane transporter activity. The transcript has 5 exons.
UUGCAUUGCACAGAAGUAACUGGCGCGCGAAUCAGAAAGAACUUACAGGUUGACAAAAUUGAAUAUUUUUAAAAAGCGAAAACAAACAAAAAAAAAAGAAAAAAACAACAGCAACGAAAAAAUAAUUAUAUAGUGAUAUAAAAACAUAUCACAUCUAACGCAUUGAGAAUAUAAAACGGUGAUCGAAGCGCGCGUCGAUUGCAUUCACAACUCGGAAGUGCAGUGCUUUUGUAUAUGACAUAUGAAAAAUUUAUAUUAAAAAUUAAAAAAAAAAAAAUAAAAAUAAUAAUAAUAUAUAUAAAUAAAAAAAAAAAUAUUAUCUUAUGUGUAUUGUUAACCAUUUGUGACAUAAGCAGAGAAAAAUAACAAAAAAAUAAUAUUAAUAAUGAAUGCUAAUAAAGAAUAGAUACCUGUGCAAUAUAUCAAUAUAAAUACAUAUAAUAUUAAACAAAGUGAGGGAAAAUAUUGUAACAGAUUAAAUCUAAAGUGCUACCACCACUGAUUGAUAACAGUUCAAAAACAUUGAAUUUAUAAGAGGAAAAAUACAAUUCACACACAUACACGCAUAUAGAACCGUAAACGUUUUGAUUAGAAAUGGAUAGUAAAUUGGAGAAAAAUGAAAGCAAUACACAGCGCAAAGGAUGGACGCCGCUCCUGGCCUUGGUUUGCUUUGCAACUACUUGGGGCACUGCGAUACCGGUUGGCUAUUGUUUGGGUGUCAUGAAUACACCUGCAGAGUUUAUUAAAUCCUGGUGCCUUGAUGCUUUUGCGAUACGUUAUGGUGAAGAAUUGAGCUCCUCACAGCUCGAUCUAUUGUGGUCGGCAAUUGUGUCUAUAUUUCUUAUUGGUGGGAUUUUUGGUUCAUUUGUAGCUGGUGGAUUUUGUAAUCGAUUUGGAAGAAAGGGAACUCUGCUAAUUAGUGCAUUUCUAUUGACACUAUCCGGCAUUCUGUUGCACUUUUGUCGCAUGACAACCUCGGUGGAGAUGCUCUUGAUUGGUCGCUUCACUAUCGGCGUUGCGGCCGCUUUCAUCUACACCGUACAUCCAAUUUACCUGCUUGAGAUUUCGCCCACGCAUCUACGCGGCGCGGCGGCUGUCUUCACAUCGAUCGGUGUUACUGGCGGCAUUUUUGUGGGGCAAAUCUUUAGUUUACAACAGAUUUUCGGUACCGAGGAGCUCUGGCAAUUCGCACUCAGUUUCUUUACGGUCUUCGUGGUUGUUAGCUUUUUGCCAGUUUACUGGUAUCCAGAAUCACCACGUUGGCUUUAUUUGAUGCGUCAAAAUGAGCAGGCUGCACGUUAUGAAUUGCAACGUUUGCGCGGCAAGAAUUCCGAAGAUUGUGUAAAUAAUGAAAUUGCCGAUAUGAAAGAGUUGGCGACGUGUACGAGUGGCGAAGGCGUUGGAUUUUUUGCGGUCGUUAAGAAUUCCGAAUAUUUAUUACCGCUAGUAAUCUGUUGCUCGUUUCCCUUGUGCCAACAGUUGAGUGGCAUUAAUGCGAUAUUCUUCUAUUCGGUGCGUAUCUUUAUGAAGGGCGGCUUUUCACUGGAGAUAGCCACGUGGAUGAAUUUUGGUGCGGGAUUCUUGAAUUUGGUAUUCGCCAGCAUAAGUCCGGUAAUGGUGCAAAAGUUUGGACGACGCACGCUUAUGAUGUUCUCAGCGGGCGGUUGUGGAUUGUCGCUUUUCGGUAUGGCUUUCGCCUUAAAUUAUAUUGACCUCGUUAGUUGGUUGCCCAUUCUUUGCAUAGUCUUCAUUGCCGCCUUCAUAUUCUUCUUCAAUGUGGGCUUGGCGCCUGUUCCGUAUUUCGUGGGCGCAGAACUCUUUGAAGUUGAGACGCGUUCGGUGGCCAUGUCCAUGGGCAACAUCUUUUCGUGGAGUGGCAAUUUCGUGAUUGGUAUGUUCUUCCCUAUGCUGGAGGCUGUUUGGGGCUCUUAUGCAUUCCUACCCUGUGCGGCGAUGUGUCUAUAUUGUUUCCUGCUGACGUGGCGUUAUCUACCCGAGACUCGCGGUAAAGAUGUGGCGGACGUUAGACCGCUCAUGGCUAAAGGUUUCCGUUCGAAGGUGCGUUAGUGGAGGAUAUUUAAUUUUAAGAAAACUCUUAUUAUAAAAAUAACAUUGUAUAAAGUCAAUAGUGCGCAUACGCGUACAUAUUUAGUUAUACAUAUAUGUAUUUAAUUUAUUCUGAUAAUAAGUACAUUGUUUCGCAGAUAUGUAGAUGUUGUUCAGUAUAAAUUUAAGGUCUCAAUUAAUGUAUGUAUGUAAACACCAAAAGUGGGUUACACAUGUUUCCUUUGCUAUAUGUAGAUAUGUAUAUACUUAUAUAUUUAUUUAUUCCUUCCGAAAGGCACAAAUUUUAUUGUCGCAAAUUUCUCAAGCAAUUCAAAUUUGCAUAUUGUUAAUUUAAUAUAUAUAUAUGUAUGUAUGUAUGCUAGUGAUUGUAAGUA